GGGUGGGUCAGGGCUGUGAUGUUGUGGACGAGCACCCAGCCAGGAAUGUGAUUUGCUGUUACCCUGGUGCUGAGAGGCCCUCGUGGUCCCAUCUCAUUCCGGGCUCUGGAGAGCAGGGUAUGUGCACAGUACUAUCCCUGCUUCACCAUGAUGGUUCUGAGUGCACCCGGGACAUUUGUGGCCUCCUUGGACUUUGGCCUGGGGUGAGGUUUGGGCUGAAGCUGGAUAGGUUGGGGGAGGGUCCUGGCUUCCCCUUCCCCAAAGUUGCAAACUUCUAUUUCAGCAGCUGAGAGCAAGCACACACCUCCUUACAGUCAGUGGUGACUCAGCCUGUGGCAUUUAGGUGGAAACAGGAUGUGUGUUCUCCGUGGGGAGGGGUGGUAUUAGGGGGAGGGAUCCCUGGACUCAUGGAGCUCCAGCCCCAGGCAAUUCCAGCCUGAGUACAGGCAGGCCAACUACUUCCAAACCUGGACUUUGAGGCUCCUCCCACACAGAUUGGAGACUGAGAUGGGUGCUCUUGGCUGGACCAGGGGAGAAGAUUUCCCCCUAACGCCGCACCCUGACUCCAGCCUGGCCUGCAUGUGUGCAGGACCCAGGUCUGAACUGAAAGGCUUGGGCCCAGGUAAGGGCCAGGUCCCUCCCAGGAAGGCUCCACCCCCGUCCAACCCUUAGGGAAAGGGCAGGACUUCUAGAGCUCCGCCUGGGAGGCAGGACCAGAGGCUCAGUACAGAGGGACCCAGACCCGGCGACCUGCUCCACUUGGGCCCGCUGCCACCGCCACCCAUGGGAAACAGCCACUGCGUCCCUCAGGCCCCUAGGAGGCUCCGGGCUUCCUUCUCCAGAAAGCCUUCGCUGAAGGGAAAUAGAGAGGAUGGCACAAGGAAGCUGGCUGGCCUGUUUGGCAUCGAGGCCGGUCCUGACCAGGACGCCACUGCUGACAAGAUCUUCUACUACAUCCCUGGGACGGACAUCCGGGGCCUGGAGAGCCCGCGAGAAAACCUGGAACAGCCAUUCCUGAGUGUGUUCAAGAAGGGGCGGCGGAGGGUACCUGUGAGGAAUCUGGGCAAGGUUAUACACUACGCCAAGGUCCAGCUACGAUUCCAACAUAGCCAGGACGUCAGCGACUGCUACCUGGAGUUGUUCCCCUCCUACCUCCACUUCCAGGCCCAUGGUUCCAAAGGACUCACCUUCCAGGGGCUGUUACCACUGAUGGAGCUGAGUGUCUGCCCGCUUGAGGGGUCCAGAGAGCAUGCCUUCCAGAUCACAGGCCCGCUGCCUGCUCCCCUUCAUGUGCUCUGCCCCAGCCAGACUGAGCUAGGCCGCUGGCUGUUCCACCUGGAAAAGCAGAUAGCCCUCGUGGGAGGGUUGCAGCGCUGCCACUUGGCACCCCCUCAGGGUGCCCCUGAGGAUGAGCUGCCCUGGACUCUGCAGCACAGUCUGACCCAGCUACGGAUGGAAUCAGGGCAUCAAAUGGUGGGCAGUGCCAUCUGUGCCUCGAGGGUCAAGCUGCAGCAUCUGCCCUCACAGGAGCAAUGGGACCGGCUCCUGGUCCUGUACCCAACAUCUCUGGCUAUCUUUUCCGAAGAAGCAGAUGGCCUUUGCUUUAAGGCGGAACUCCCACUCAGCGCCAUCCACAUCAACCUGGAAGAGAAGGAGAAGCAGAUCCGCUCUUUCCUGAUUGAAGGCCGCUUCAUCAACACUAUCCGAGUGGUGUGCGCCAGCUACGAGGACUACAGCCACUGGCUGCUCUGCCUGCAGACUGUCUCCCACAGGGAUGGAGUCCCCCUACUGCUGGGCCCUGAGCGCUUCCCGGGGCUGCGGGUGUCUACACAGGCCAUGGGUGGCGGCCGGGGCUCACUCUCCUCAGAUGGACGAACCAGCUGGGACUCGGGGUGCCCAGCACCCCCCUCCACCCACACCAGCCACUCUCUCCCUGAGUCCUCAGUGACAUCCACAGCAGGCUGCCCUGCCCAGCUUAUACCUGACCAGGCCAACCCUGGCUGCACCGGCAUCAGCAGGCAGAGGGCAGAGCUGAGACGGAGCAGCAGCAGCCGGUCACCCAGGAGCAAGGCCCGGGGUGAGGGACGCAGCCUGGCCACUUCAUUGUACUUGGACCUGACCAAGCUGAGCAAGCAGAGCCUAGAGGACCACCCUGAGGCCCCAGACGACCCUAUGAGGACCCCACACUCCCCACUCUAUGCUGAUCCCUACACACCACCUGCUAACUCCCAGCACAAGAUCACAGACGUCCAGGGCCUGGAUGAGUUCCUCAGCGCAGUGCAGAGCUCACUAGGACCUGAGUCCUCGAGCCCAUUCCCCUCCAUCUCUGUGUCCGUGCCCGUCUCCGACUCCAGCUCCGGACCCUCCGGUCCCCACUUGCUCUCCAAGAAGGGAGCCCCACAGCCUAGAGCCUCCCAGAGGCACCGAGGCUCCGUCAAGGGCCGGAGGCCACCACACCUGGGCUCCCCUCAGCAUGUCUCCCCUCAGAGGGACGUCUCACCCGACCCCCCGCUGCCUCCCUCAGGUGGCCAUCCCCCCACAAGCUAUGACAACAUCUUGGACAAAGCUUCAUCUCUCUCCCACCAGCGGUGGCCCCGAGGAGAACCUGAGGCUGGAGGGGGGCUCAUCCAGUGGAUCUGAUGGCCUCUGGGCAGCUGGUUCUCAGAACCACCUGCCAGCAUGGAUCCUGGAGUGGGGGUCUACAGCAGAGCACAGAGCCUGGCUCUUUCUUUGUAGGGCCACAGGCUGGCCGGCAUCCAAUACGACUGCCAUUCAAUGCUGAGUCAGUGUCUGAUCCCAGCAGGGUGAAGGGGUCUCCAGAACUAUGAGUUUCCCUGGGCUCUGGAGAGGCCAGGGGACAGCCUCAUACUGAAGAUGGCCUGGCGACAGGGCUGUACCCACAUCAGACCAGACUUCCACCUUUCCUCCAGGAAAGGACUGAAUGAGGCCACUAGAUGCUGGCUUUACCUUGCGGGGGGAGAACGGUGCAGGUGUGAAGGUCAGAGGGCUGAACAGUCAAGUUAGUGAGGGUCAGAGAGCACAAGGGCAGGUGGUCAGCAAAGCCUGAGACAUGACCGAGACAGAAGGGUAUUCAGGGUGAGUGUCGGUGGGCUGAGUCUGGUUGGAGAAACUGACAAGAGACCGAACAAGAAAGAAAGAGAAGA
Messenger RNA from Canis lupus familiaris (dog), 3164 nucleotides. It is a transcript of the gene PLEKHN1, whose product is annotated as pleckstrin homology domain containing N1. The record is from RefSeq and is a predicted model, not a curated record. Gene Ontology annotation, cellular component: cytoskeleton; mitochondrial membrane. Bases 784 to 2640 code for a protein of 618 amino acids. The transcript is spliced from 16 exons. NCBI's taxonomy places the organism in Eukaryota, Metazoa, Chordata, Mammalia, Carnivora, Canidae. Gene Ontology annotation, molecular function: phosphatidic acid binding; phosphatidylinositol phosphate binding; phosphatidylserine binding. Gene Ontology annotation, biological process: response to hypoxia; 3'-UTR-mediated mRNA destabilization; positive regulation of apoptotic process.